Westerdykella ornata is the source of this 2142-nucleotide messenger RNA. RefSeq names its product HET-domain-containing protein. NCBI's taxonomy places the organism in Eukaryota, Fungi, Ascomycota, Dothideomycetes, Pleosporales, Sporormiaceae. The record is from RefSeq and is a predicted model, not a curated record. The transcript is spliced from 4 exons. The coding region runs from base 240 to 2069 and encodes 609 amino acids.
GGACGAUAGAGGACUGCUCGUGUCGCCUACUGACGAUGAGGACGGAUAUGAGGAUCGGAAUAGGUUGCAGUGAUCCAAUCUAUGAUUUCACAUCAUAUGUCCCAUAUAGAUUCGAGUUUGGGUCAAAAUCCGGAAAUCGCUAACGGUCACUACAAUCACUCGGGCGAAUUCCCGUGCAUGGGGGUGGUUCGUAUCGGCUGCGCCUUGGCCUGUUUCAAUAUCAUUCCUAUCCACGAGCCAUGGCAAAAUCCGCUUCGUAUAGCUAUACUCCCCUCCACAGCGAUCGUCACAUACGCCUCCUCCAAAUCAUCAGCAGCGGCGAUCCAGUCCCAAGCAAAUAUCGAAUCGUCCAAAGAGCGUUGUCGGACGGAGAUGACGAGCUAGAAUUCGAGGCCGUGUCUUAUACCUGGGGUGACCCUUCACCGUUCGGGAGUCUAGUCCUCGAGGGCAACGAGGGGGGCUCUAUUGGACUUACCAAGAACCUGACAGAGGCACUGCCUUUUCUGAGUGAGCGUUCGGAGACGAAGUUGCUUUGGAUCGAUCAGAUAUGCAUCAACCAAAAUGAUGCGGCGGAGAAGGGGAAGCAAGUAGCUCUGAUGACGGAUAUCUACAAGGCGGCUAGCAGAGUGAUUGUUUGGUUAGGGCCGGAGGAUGAGGAUUGCCACGUUUGCAAGGAGUGGCUUGUUGCAUUAGAGUCCAUGCUCAACAACCUCCCCAACUCCGAAAUCCUAAACCGCAGCAGUACAACCUACAACCCGGACCGCCGCUGGGUCGUCCUCCGCCAAACCUUCAGCAGCCCGGACACCUCUCCGCACUUCGCCCCAUCCAUCCGCCGCUUCUUCACCCGUCCCUGGUUCACACGCGGCUGGAUCGUGCAAGAAUUCCUCCUCGCCCGGCGCGUCCUCUUCCUAACCGGCACCCUGACCCUCACACUCGCCGACCUCGAAGACCUGCACGCCAUCCCUCCCCCCACCCCCACAGGACCCGACGACUACACCCAUAGCUACGAGCACCUCAUCAACCUGAAAAAACACCCCUUCACGGACCCGCAACCCCUCCGCUUCCUGCGCCUCAUGUACCUCGCCGCCUCCGAGUUCAGGACCUCUCACCUCGGCGACUCGCUGUACGCGUUCCUGGGCAUGAUCCCCGAGGCGCGGUUCACGCCGGAUUACUCGACGUCGCUGCGGUCGAAUUUCACGCGCUUCGCGGCUGCGUUGGCGGCGCGGUUCGGGUCGUUGGAUUUUCUGUCCAUGUGGGGCGCGAAUCUCGAUUGCUUGGUCCCGAUUACGCCGAAGGAGUUGCUGGGUUUCCCCUCGUGGGUGCCGUCUUUCUGGUGGGUGCCGCUCGGUGCGCCGUUCCGGUUGGCGGUGGGCGGGUGUAGGAUGGUGAGGGGGGAUGUGGGGUGGUGUGCUGCUGGUGGGUGGAAGCAUGUGCAUGUGCAAAACGAGGAGGUGGGAGGAGAAGAAGGUGCGGGGACGACGGGCCGGCUGCGUGUGCGAGGGAGGAUUGUCGAUUUCGUGGAUGCGGUGGUUAGUAAGGUCCGGUUUCAAAGGUAUUGGGAUGUGGAUGAUGGGUAUUUGGAUGGUCUUGUGGAUGGGAUUAAAGAGGAGCUUGGGGGGUUGGAGGGUUGGACGAGGAGGGAGAUGGUGGCGUUUUUGAAUGUGGUGGCGUGGAAUGGGGUGGUGCCCGAGGAGACGGUGGAUGUGGUGCUGGGAGAGGGAAGGCAGGAGGUGAGGGAGUCUGUGCCGCAGGCGCAAGAGACGAAACAUUCUCUGGGGCUGGCCUUGUCCAUGGGGAGGGGGAGGAGGUUCAUGCGGACGUCGAAGGGGAAGUUGGGGCUUGCGCCGGCUAUUGGGACGAAAGCUAGGAAUGGGGAAGUUAGGGGGUCGCCGAUUGUGAUUCUGCAUGGGUGUAGCGUGCCAGUCAUCUUGGAGAGGGUGGUUGACGGUGGAGAAGGAGAAGGGAGUGACGUGUGGAGGCUGGUUGGAGACUGUUAUGUGGAGGGGAUGAUGCAUGGGGAGGUGGUUGAGUGGGAAGAGGAGGCAGCGGACGAGUUUGUGCUUGUCUGAGAGGUGAAAUAUGGGUUUCCAGGAAAUUCACGCAUAUUUCACUCUGCAGAACGUGCAUAUCAUGAGGUUAUGG